Molecule: messenger RNA, 7331 nt
Organism: Diorhabda carinulata
Lineage: Eukaryota; Metazoa; Arthropoda; Insecta; Coleoptera; Chrysomelidae
Product: DAZ-associated protein 2
Exons: 6
Coding region: 390-869 (159 amino acids)
Source: RefSeq, a predicted model, not a curated record
AUAAAUCCGUCUCUCUCACGUGCACGAUCUCUUGCAGUGUCAUUUCUAAGGUCGAUGUGCUUUCUUUCUCUAAUUUAUCAGAAUUAUUUGACUUUUGUUUGUGAGGUUUUCUGGCGAGUUUUAGUGUAAAUUGUUUUCACAAUUCAACAAAGUGUUUCUCGUUAUUUUGUGUUAAUAUCGUCAAAGUAACCUUUACAAAAUAAUGUCCGACAAAAAAGGAAACGAGAUGAUCAUGAAAGUAUGUUACUUCCAGCUUCAACUGCACAGGAAGAUGAGCUGAUCACCCCCGGACGUGGAUCCCGAAAAAAAACACUAUCGGUGGCGCCGGUCCCCCACAAUCGAGUGGACCGUCUUUUACUCCGCAACCGCCGCCGCAAGCCAAUCCCCCAAUGCCUACGUCGCAACCGUACGGAGUAAUGCCCGGUAUACCGGGAGGUAAUCCCUACGUGAUUCCCGGACAGACUCAGAUUUAUCCUCAAGGUCCUCCUCCUACCUACGAUCAAGCUCUAACUCAUCCGGCGGCAAUCGUCGGACAACACAUGUACCCCCCCGGCGCGAUGUACGCCGCCGGUUACCCGACGUAUUUAGGUUACCCGACCUACGCCCCGAUGCAGUAUUACCCAUCGUUAGGCGCUUACUCGUACGCCAUGCAACCCGCACAAUUGAGGCCGACCAUUAUGAUACCCAACGGGUACGACGCCGGCGCUCGAUUCGACGGUAUAGCUCAACAGGUACUUCCCCCGGCUCCGCCGGGCGUUCCCCCGUCGGCGGCGCAAUUGGCCGCGAUGGCCGGUCACCAGGUGGCGUUAGGACAGAAGAAAAAUACUUUCCUGGCGGGCGGAUCCGAGGGGGGGUAUACUUUUUGGUAGGAAAUGCUCGGGCGAGCGAUUAGGGGUUAAAAAAAAAGAAGAAGAAAAACGAAAUUGUUAUAUUUUAUUUUUGACGGACGGAUGCCCCGAUGGGUUUUUUUUUUUUAAAUCUAGUCCUUAGUUAAUAGGUCAGAAAAAAGUUGUUUGGUCGGUCGCAAAAGAAUGAAACGAAAUUUUUGAUAUUUGGCACAAUUUUUGCAAAGUGGAAGCUGUAACUCUUAUAAAUUGUAACUAACGGAUAAAAAUAAGAGUUACAUCAUCCGUUCAGUAUUAAUACACCGAUAAGACUCUUUAAAGGACAAAACUUGUGUUUAUAAUGAAAAUUUUUCUAAUUCUGACGUUUUCCAGGCUAAUUUCACUCUUCAAUUCGAACAAAACCUUAGCAAGUUGAAACUUUAAGAGAAAAAUAAGAGUUACAACCCUUUUUUGUUCCAAUAAGAGUUUUUAUAAAGCAAAUAAGGAUUAUAGAACAAUAUGGCUCUACAUUUUGAUAAUCUUUUGUAUAUUUUAUCGGUUUUGGUCUCUUAACGGUGACUGUAACUCUUACAAAUUGUAACUAACGGAUAAAAAUAAGAGUUACAUCAUCCAAUCGGUGUUGAUACACCAAUAAGGCUCUUUAAAGGACAAAACUUGUGUUUAUAAUGAAAAUUUUUCUAAUUCUGACGUUUUCCAGGCUAAUUUCACUUUUCAAUUCGAACAAAAACUUGGCAAGUUGAAACUUUAAGGGAAAAAUAAGAGUUACACUCCUUUUUUGUUCCAAUAAGAGUUUUUAUAAAGCAAAUAAGGAUUUUAGAACAACAUGGCUCUACAUUUUGAUAAUCUUUUAUAUAUUUUAUCGGUUUUGGUCUGUUAACGGUGACUGUAACUCUUACAAAUUGUAACUAACGGAUAAAAAUAAGAGUUACAUCAUCCAAUCGGUGUUGAUACACCAAUAAGGCUCUUUAAAGGACAAAACUUGAGUUUAUAAUGAACAUUUUUCUAAUUCUGACGUUUUCCAGGCUAAUUUCACUCUUCAAUUCGAACAAAAACUUAGCAAGUUGAAACUUUAAGGGAAAAAUAAGAGUUACACCCCUUUUUUGGUCCAAUAAGAGUUUUUAUAAAGCAAAUAAGGAUUAUAGAACAAUAUGGCUCUACAUUUUGAUAAUCUUUUAUAUAUUUUAUCGGUUUUGGUCUGUUAACGGUGACUGUAACUCUUACAAAUUGUAACUAACGGAUAAAAAUAAGAGUUACAUCAUCCAAUCGGUGUUGAUACACCAAUAAGGCUCUUUAAAGGACAAAACUUGAGUUUAUAAUGAAAAUUUUUCUAAUUCUGACGUUUUCCAGGCUAAUUUCACUCUUCAAUUCGAACAAAAACUUGGCAAGUUGAAACUUUAAGGGAAAAAUAAGAGUUACACCCCUUUUUUGGUCCAAUAAGAGUUUUUAUAAAGCAAAUAAGGAUUAUAGAACAAUAUGGCUCUACAUUUUGAUAAUCUUUUAUAUAUUUUAUCGGUUUUGGUCUGUUAACGGUGACUGUAACUCUUACAAAUUGUAACUAACGGAUAAAAAUAAGAGUUACAUCAUCCAAUCGGUGUUGAUACACCAAUAAGACUCUUUAAAGGACAAAACUUGUGUUUAUAAUGAAAAUUUUUCUAAUUCUGACGUUUUCCAGGCUAAUUUCACUUUUCAAUUCGAACAAAAACUUGGCAAGUUGAAACUUUAAGGGAAAAAUAAGAGUUACACUCCUUUUUUGUUCCAAUAAGAGUUUUUAUAAAGCAAAUAAGGAUUUUAGAACAAUAUGGCUCUACAUUUUGAUAAUCUUUUAUAUAUUUUAUCGGUUUUGGUCUGUUAACGGUGACUGUAACUCUUACAAAUUGUAACUAACGGAUAAAAAUAAGAGUUACAUCAUCCAAUCGGUGUUGAUACACCAAUAAGACUCUUUAAAGGACAAAACUUGUGUUUAUAAUGAAAAUUUUUCUAAUUCUGACGUUUUCCAGGCUAAUUUCACUUUUCAAUUCGAACAAAAACUUGGCAAGUUGAAACUUUAAGGGAAAAAUAAGAGUUACACUCCUUUUUUGGUCCAAUGAAACUUUUUAUAAGGCAAAUAAGGAUUUUAGAACAACAUGGCUCUACAUUUUGAUAAUCUUUUAUAUAUUUUAUCGGUUUUGGUCUCUUAACAGUAACCGUAACUCUUAUAAAUUGUAACUAACGGACAAAAAUAAGAGUUACAUCAUCCAAUCGGUGUUGAUACACCAAUAAGGCUCUUUAAAGGACAAAACUUGUGUUUAUAAUGAACAUUUUUCUAAUUCUGACGUUUUCCAGGCUAAUUUCACUCUUCAAUUCGAACAAAAACUUAGCAAGUUGAAACUUUAAGGGAAAAAUAAGAGUUACACUCCUUUUUUGGUCCAAUGAAACUUUUUAUAAGGCAAAUAAGGAUUUUAGAACAACAUGGCUCUACAUUUUGAUAAUCUUUUGUAUAUUUUAUCGGUUUUGGUCUCUUAACAGUAACCGUAACUCUUACAAAUUGUAACUAACGGAUAAAAAUAAGAGUUACAUCAUCCAAUCGGUGUUGAUACACCAAUAAGGCUCUUUAAAGGACAAAACUUGUGUUUGUAAUGAACAUUUUUCUAAUUCUGACGUUUUCCAGGCUAAUUUCACUCUUCAAUUCGAACAAAAACUUGGCAAGUUGAAACUUUAAGGGAAAAAUAAGAGUUACACUCCUUUUUUGGUCCAAUGAAACUUUUUAUAAGGCAAAUAAGGAUUUUAGAACAACAUGGCUCUACAUUUUGAUAAUCUUUUGUAUAUUUUAUCGGUUUUGGUCUCUUAACAGUAACCGUAACUCUUACAAAUUGUAACUAACGGAUAAAAAUAAGAGUUACAUCAUCCAAUCGGUGUUGAUACACCAAUAAGGCUCUUUAAAGGACAAAACUUGUGUUUGUAAUGAACAUUUUUCUAAUUCUGACGUUUUCCAGGCUAAUUUCACUCUUCAAUUCGAACAAAAACUUGGCAAGUUGAAACUUUAAGGGAAAAAUAAGAGUUACACUCCUUUUUUGGUCCAAUGAAACUUUUUAUAAGGCAAAUAAGGAUUUUAGAACAACAUGGCUCUACAUUUUGAUAAUCUUUUGUAUAUUUUAUCGGUUUUGGUCUCUUAACAGUAACCGUAACUCUUAUAAAUUGUAACUAACGGACAAAAAUAAGAGUUGCAUCAUCCGUUCAGUAUUAAUACACCGAUAAGGCUCUUUAAAGGACAAAACUUGUGUUUAUAAUGAAAAUUUUUCUAAUUCUAACAUCCCCUCCAGAUCAAUUUUGCAUUUCGAUAGGAAUAGAAGUUGGAACAGUAGCCGUAACUCUUAUAGAUUGUAACUAACGGACAUAAAUAAAAGUUACGGUUACAAUGAGACUUGUUAUGAGACAAACACGGUUUAUAGGACGUUACGACAUCAAAUUUUGUGAAUUUAAUAUACCUAAUAUCGUUUUUUAUUUGUUUUACGUCUUUUAAGAUGUAGUAACUCUUAUAAAUCGAAGCUGAUUCAAAAAAAUAAAAGUUACAAUCGCCAUAGAGGAAAUUUUUUCCGCUUGGUUAACUUCUGCUUCCUAAAGAACAAAAAAAUGUCAUUUUUGACAUGUGAUGGGAUUAUAAAACAGUGUCGUAUGUCAUUCUUUUGCGAUUCGAUAUAUUAGCGCACUAACAACAGGCGUGUACGUGAUUUUAUUUUCUCUCUCUUAUUUUUUUUUUUUUUAAUUAUUAUUAUUAUUUAAACGAUUCAGGUAUCGAAAAAAAGAAAAAAAAAACGUGAAAGCUCUUGUUUUAAUUAGGAAUUACAACAACAAAAAAACUUGUAAUAAAAUAGGACUUAACUAUAGUAAAAAUAAAUUAAUCGAAAUUAUUACCUCACUUUAGCUCUUAUUAAAAAAAUAUUCAGCAUUAUUUUUUUUGUUCUUUUUCUUAUAGUUUAUUUUUUUAUCCAAAAAAAAAAAAUAAAUCGAAAUGGGGCAGCUAUAAAUAUUCGAAUUUCAAUAAUUAACCGUUUUAUUGACAUUUUUUUCUCAUAUAAUAUUCCUUAAAAAUAUUUUUAAAGUUCGAAACGUAUUACUACUCCAUUUCCCCGUUGGAUUUAUCGAAAAAAAAUAUGAUUGAAUCGACACCGUUGAAGAAUGCAUGGUACGAGGACGUUCCAAAAAGUUUUUACUACACCUACACUUAAAAUUACACUUUCUGGUCCUUCGAGCCGGGUAUGAACUGUUUUAUAAGGCUCGAAGGACCAGAAAGUGUAGUUUUAAGUGUAAGUGUUGUGGUAAUAGAUUAAUUGAAGUGUUUUUACUUGGAAAUUGAUGGAUUUUCGUACAAUAAACUCUGUUUUUCACAACCGGCGAGCUUAAAAUGGCGUUAAGCUUUAUUAUCGGCCAUUUUAAAUAAUUACAUUACUAACAGCGAGAUCAAAAUGGCGUCAAGGUUAAUUAACGAAAUUUUUAAUCAAGUCGGCCAUUUUGAAUAAUGGCACUGCUAACGGCGAGAUCAAAAUGGCGAUACGCUGGAUUCUUUAUGAAUAUACCUCCGUAUUUAAAUGGUAAAUCGACGUUUUUUUGGGAUGAAAGUUGUGUCCUCGUACCGGAUACUUUCAAUUACAUGUUCAUCGUGUGUUUUUUCGUCAUUUUUUAUAAUUCUGUGCAAUUUUUCAGUUGGAUAUUAUAAAAAUGUUUCCGUCAACGUUUGUUACGUUUCAUUGCGGUCCUAAUGGCUGAAAUAUUAGCUAACUUUUUUUUAUUUGUUUAAAAAUUAUUGACGGUUGUGUUUUUGUUUAAGUUUUUUUUUUGAUUUGUCGUAAGAUUUACAUCCCAAAUUAAGUUUUGUGCCAUUUGUUGAAAGAAAAAACCUUCCAGGUGAAUUUUUAGACUCAAAUAAAAUUCUUUUUAAAAGCUAGAACAAUUGGAUUUUUUUUAUUUUACACUAAUAGAUUUUUUUCGGAAACUUCUCAUCCGACCCUGGUAUAUACAUGAACGGACUAUGUUGAAAGUCUAAAGAAUAUCGAAACUUUUUCGGUUACAUCUAAAAUAUGAAAAUAAUUUUUUUCUUAAUUUUCACAUUACUUUUCAUCCGAACCCGAUAUAUAUAAACAAAGAAUACGAAAAUCAAAAAACUUUUCAAAUAGUCUCCGAAUCUUAUGAAUGUCAAAUUUUCGUUUAUCUUGAUUCUUCUUUUUCUUUAAUUUUCAUCCAUAUAACAAUUCCAGUUACUUUUGAAAUAUAAAACAAAACUACUGGAAUAUUUUAUAUGUUUUUAAAAGAAUCUGUUCAUAAUUAAACUGAAUAAAAAACAAAAAGUAAACAUUGAUAUCCAAAUAAAUACUCACAUGUAUUAAAAAUAAAAUAAAACAUAACCUACAAAAAUCAUCGAGUCACUAUUAGAUCGAUUCAACACAGGUGUCAACAGUGUAGUAAAAAAAUCUUGCAGUGUAAAUCGAUUUUGAAAAAAAAUUCACUAAUAUUUCAGUUUUCACAGUUUUGGCAUCACAAAUAUUCACUUUCUAAUCUCAUUAUUCGUCGAUGAGAGACAACAACAAUCGUUGCCAAAUUGUGAAUCCCACUAACUAAUUAUAAAGCUCCCGAUCGUGCUAAUAUCAAUUUAUUAGUUGAAUUAUUUAUCAUCAAAUUGAAAUUUAACGCAUAGGAGUGGAAAUUUUUUCAACUUCUAUGUCAAUACUUUUGUAAAAUUGUGGUCAGUUGCACACUACGACCCGUCAUCAAAAAUAAAUGAAUAGUAACUGAAUCAUUAAUAACAAUAACUUAAUAGUCUUGGUUAAAAAGGCCACUUUUUGAAGUUGACAGCUUUCAAAACUUUAUAGUAAGCUUAGUGGGGGUAUGAUAAUACAUAUUUGUAUUAUUCGUUUAAAAAAAUGUUUUGAAUACUUGAUUUAACGGAAUUGUUAUACGAGGGAGAUAAAUUUUAGUUAUUCAUAAUUGUUAUGAUUAAACGUAUUGGUUAUUUCACUUUUGUUUAUGAACUGGUGCAACUGACGACGAAAUUUAUAAUUGUCAGCAUGUUUCAACAUUUCCAUCUCUUAACAGAUAAGUAGUACAAAUAAAUAUUUUUUUUAGUCUCAUUUACUUAUGAAGAGGUAAUUUGAAAAGUGUUUUUACUAAAAAAAAUCAAUUUUGAAUAAUUAAAAUUUGUUUUUACGAAUUUCGUGAUUGUGUAAAUUCUUAUAUCUAAACAAUUGUUCUUAGGAUGAUAUUAGUUCGUUUUGAACGUACUUUUUCUUAUAAAUAAUAAUUAUAUAAUUACAGAAAAUCAAUAUAUAAUACUUGUAGUAAUAGUAUUGUGAAUUUUUGAGGUAAAAAAACACUUGAAUAUUUACCUUUCCAUAAAUUCGAUAUUUAUUUCUAUUUUUUUAAUGUUUGUUUGAUCUAUUAUAAAAUAAAUAAUUAAAUAUACCGUUAAUUGAAAUGAAAUCAUUCUAGCGCAAUAAAUAAAAGUUGAAUGUAAAA